UUGAGCUGCUUUCAUGCAACCGACUUAGGGCUAAAUUCAGCCAGGAUAACCAACAUAUCCCGGCUUAAUCCCUUAUCUUGGUUUCAUGCAAUACCCCUCUAGAGUUUUUAUUAAUCAUUUGAUUUUGUUUGUUUAUAGGUGCCAACCUCCUUGCUACUGCCGCUUUGUUCCAGGAUACUGAUUUUAGCUGUUACCAGUGGUUGGUGUGGAGGUCUCACAGUGGCGACAGCAGACAGGACUGGGUGUGGAGUGGGGUGGCCCAUCACCGCAUCGUCUGUGAUGGUUUUGCUUUUAUUAUUUAUGUAUAGUGGAAUAUAGGUUGCUGUGGUUUUCUUGAAUUUAAUUGGUUUUAUUGCAUGUUGUUUUUAACGAAGCGGAUUGGGCCCGCUUGGUAUUCACAUUCCACUUUGACCUUUUCUUUCUGGUUAUAGUUGUCGCCAGUGGGGUGGCCCCUCCCUCCUGCUAUGGAUUAGGGUUGUAUUUUAUUUUGUAUUUCUUUGUAAUAAACAUUGUGAUCUUGAAGGGAUAAGUUGCCUCCGCCCGUCCUUUACUAAACAGGAUUCCGUAUUGGUAGGAUCUGGGCGCUUAUUUAUGGUAAUCGCCUAGGAAAGAACCAUUGCUUUUCUGGUUUGCUGGACCUUAGCGCACGGUCACAUACUCAUCACAUCAACGGUGUGUUUAUCCCACAUUCUUUCCUUUGUUCGGAACCAGAGCGUUGGUCUUUCUACACGGGGUAUUUGGCCCAGACCCGGCGGCAUGGGCGGGCAUUGGGGGGCCGUGCCCGCCCAUGGACUCAGCUAUGCCCGCCCUGGACUAAAAGCAGUUUUUCGUUAUUUUAUUUGGGUCUGGGUUUUGUUUUUUUAAUCGGAGUAUCCAUCUUCCUUUCAAACUAUCUAUCUUGAUGUGUCAAUCCUACAAUCCAACCAAUGAACAAAGGCAACAUGUUAGCCAAUUACAAACGGAGGGGGGCGGGUCAUUAGGUCAAACAAUUAAGCUCACCGCUCCGGUUGCUGUGAGAUUAGCUGCUUUUUGCAGUCGUCGGUAUGAACAUACUACAUUAUUUCCAAAAAAAAAUAGAAGACGGACAGGUGGGAGCGAGCAGAAAGUAGUGCCAUACAGCUCCACUUCUAAUGGAAACAUAAGGACCGUUGUCAACAGUAACACUGGAGUAAACAGUCAUGCUAGGAGGGUUAGCCACAGCAGCUAGGGAGCACAAGGAGCAGCACCAAGCAGCAUGACUCAUCUGCAUGAUGGAAUAAACGUGAGUGACGUCGUCAACAACAACAUAAGCACCGAGGUUCACAGCAACAUUACAGCUGUGAGGAACAGAAACACGCCAUUGCAGCCUAGUGACCUUGGCACAGAAAAGCCUCAAAGACCACUUAUGCAGAGCUUUCCUUCGCGCCUUUUCUCUGGAAAAAAAGGGUGAUUCUGCAGUUCGUGGUAUGGAAGCUUUCCCUGGCUGGAGUAUUCGGUUCAAGCAGAUGCUGCAUACUGCUAUCCAUGCAGGAUGUUUCAGGGACCCAGACCCACUGAUUCAACUUUCAGUGUAACUGGUUUCCAUGACUGGAAACAUGCAGUGGAAACUGGAAAGGGACUGAACAAGCACGCUGGCUCCAAAGAGCACUUGACUUGUGAGGCUAUGUGGAAGGACAAGGAAAGACGCAUUCACACAAGUAAGGAAAUAUCUACUUUAAUUAACACUGACCAACUACAGCACAACAGAUAUUAUGUGUCUGCAAUUAUUGAUGUUGUGGAGUUCCUUGCUGUGAACCAGCUGCCCUUUAGAGGUGACCACGAUGCAUUCAUUGGAAUGAAUAAGGAUGGAUGUGGGCUAUUUUUAUCUCUAUUUGAGUUUUCAUUAAGGAAGGAUGCUGAAUUAGCAAAGAUAGCAAAAACUAUUCCUCGCAAUGCAACAUACACAAGUCAUGACAUUCAAAACGACUUAAUAGAUGUCAUGAGUGCUUUGGUGAGAGAGCAUAUAGUGGAAAAAGUUGGUGAAUCCUUCUACACAUUAAAAGCAGAUGGAACCAGAGACCCAACCGGAAGAGAAAAUAUCGCCAUAGUUCUCCGCUUUCUUAAUGACUUGUGUGAACCAACUGAGCGCCUGCUAACAAUAGCCACAGCUGACCAGGGAGAUGCGGUUACAUUGACUGACACCAUCAUAGGAGAACUGAUCAAUGCUGGCCUGAGCCCUGAGAACAUCAUCAGUCAGGUGUAUGAUGGUGCCUCCCUCAUGUCGGGUAAUCAUGGAGGAGUACAGAAGCUGCUUCAGGAAAAACUGGAUAAAGCGAUACCAUAUGUUCACUGUUAUAACCAUCAGCUGCACUUGGUGGUCACCCAUGCCCUGGCCGUUGAAAAGGCUGUGAUGGACUUCUUCAGUGUGUGUAACAUGUUGUACAAGUUCUGCAGAAGACCAACUGUCACCAUUCUCUACAAAGGAGAGACACUCAAGCGCCUUUUGGACCAACGUUGGAGUGGACAUUUUGCAACAGAUUUAGUUGUUUCAGUCAUUCUGAAAUCAUUUGAUGACCUAUCCACCCUGCUCCAAGAGAUCACCAGCAACUGGGCAUUUGGAGCAGAUCUUCGCAUUGAAGCAGCAGGAUUGUGGCGGAGCAUGUCUGAGCCCAGCUUUAAGUUCAUGGCUAAGAUGGUGCACAAGAUCCUUGCUUAUCUUGACCCCCCAAACAAGAUGUUGCAGUCUGAAGACAUGGACCUGCUGACAGGUUUUCAGCUCAUCAGGAGUGCAUGCUCCUGUCUUGAGAAGAUCCGCACUGAGACAGAAUUCCAGGCAAUCCUGACCCAGUGUGUCACAACAAGGCCAUCAAAGAGACGGCGCACACAGAACUCUACCCUUGCUGACUAUGUGGUUUAGGAAAUCAACACACAUGCAGACUGCAAUGAUGAAACAGAGCUACAUAGGAUUUAUUACAGUUGCAUUGACUCAGUAUGUGGGGAAAUGAAAAAUCGCUUCGGGAAACAUAAUUGUGACCUGAUGGAGGCACUCAAUGCCCUGGAUCCUGCACAAGCCACAUUCUUGGAUGUGCAAGGUGAAGCCUUUACUUGACCUGACCAAGACAGCGGCUGUGGAUUCUGAAUUAGGAGUGGCUCGCAACUUUCUUGAGAAACAUAUAAAAGAUUCUUCUCCACCAGAUGAGGGAAAGUGGACAAUGAAACAGAUUCUGAAACAGUUCCAGAGGCCCCUGGAAGCAAUGCCCACUGUCUUCACUGCAUUUAAAAUUGGACUGACUUUUGGAGCCAGCACUGCAUUCAGUGAAAAUUUAUUUUCCACUCUUAAAAAUGUCUUCACAGAGCAUCGCCUAACUAUGCUUCAUCAGCGCAAGGCCAAUCUCAUCCAGUUGGCAUUUGAGAAGGACUUGACUCGGAAAUUUAGGAACGAGUGGAAGGACAGGGUUUUAAGAAGGUUUCACACUGUCCACAAACGCCGCCUGCCACUCUAUUGAAAGUGGUUAAAUCUUUGCUCCAUCCUUUCUCACACACGCUUCACAGUUACUUCAUUGAUCCUCCUGGUCAAUUUAACUUGCAUUACUUGCAGGCAGAAGGGUCAGCUGCUUAGUUCUGCUCCUUGUGCUCCCUAGCUGCUGUAGCUACCAUCCCCAGCUUGAAUAUCUGAUCCAGUGUUCAGAUUUUGCUUAUUUUUAAAAGAGAAGUGAAGCUGUAUGGUGCUGCUCUCUGUAUGACCCAGCCCCUGUUGCUGUUCUUGAGUUUUGAGUUAAUUAAAUGGACCCAGCAAGAUCUUUCCAGAAUAAAAAGGGGUGAGAUAGUUUAAAUUCUCGUGGAAGGAAGGAAAACAUUUUACAUUUCCAUAAAUCUAGAAGACUCAUUUCCAAAGAGUUUCAUUUACUGAUGAACGCUACUCUGGAUGGUCCAGAUGGAUGGAGGUCUGGAUGUUGGCGGAUGGACAUUAUUUCCCAACAAGGCUGCCACGUCAACAAGGGGGUGGUGGAGGAAUUCUUCUGGGGCUGGAAUAAUGGUUAGUGAGAUGCUAGGUCCCUUUAGGACAAAGAUCCCCAACUCUGGUCCUUAAGGCCUGUUAUCCUGCAGACUUUCUAUGUUUCCCUGCUGCAACACACCUGACUCAAACUAUUAAUGGUCAGUAGCAGACUUGUGCAGAAUUUGUCAGAGAUCCAUUUAAUUAGAAUCAGGUGUGCUGCAGCAGGGAGACAUCUAAGACCUGCAGGAUAGUGGUCCUGGAGGACCAGGGUUGGAGACCACAGCUCUAGGGUGUGGGAGGGUGUCAGAAUGACCUCUGGUAAACAUGUGCAGUUUCCAGCGGACAGUAGGAACAGAGGAGCAUUUCUGCUGCAGUAAAGCCAGCGCUCCAUCCAUGACGCAGGAAUACCUGCAGAAUCUUUGGCUGCUGUGGGUAUAAAAGGAGAAAAACUGAUGGUGUGGCCACCAUCAUCUCCUGACCUCAACCUUGUUGACAACCUGGAGCAUCUUUAACAAGAAGGUCUAUGAGGGUCGGGGGCGGUAGACCUAAAAACAACAACUUUAGGAAAAUAAUAAACACAAACA
Melanotaenia boesemani (Boeseman's rainbowfish) is the source of this 4539-nucleotide messenger RNA. RefSeq lists its product as uncharacterized. The transcript is spliced from 5 exons. The record is from RefSeq and is a predicted model, not a curated record. Bases 1511 to 2875 code for a protein of 454 amino acids. Lineage: Eukaryota; Metazoa; Chordata; Actinopteri; Atheriniformes; Melanotaeniidae.